AUGUGUGGGGAGAGUCAGGCUGGGCACAACAUCAGCCCCGUCACCAAGCAGAAGGCGAAAAUGAUACAGGAUAAAAGAUUGCGGACCGAUGAGAGUCUACACUCAAGGGUUUUCCAGAAGCAAGAUGCUGCCAGAGAUGCUAUUCACGGCGGGGCCGCACAAGGGCCAGUAAAGACAGUGGUUCCUGCUGGACAGACCCUUUACAAACACAAAGAAUGUGAGAAAGCAUUCAACAAGAAUUACCCCCUCCUUGUUCGACGUCAGCAGAUUCACACUGGAGGGAAGCCUUAGGAAUGUCAUCGUGAAAAAGUAGAUUUUGCUCGACACAUGAGGAUUCACACUGGGGAGAAGCCCUGUAAGUGCAUAGAGCGUGGGAAGGUCUUUAACUGGAGGUCACACGUCAUGCACCACCCCCAUAUCCACACCGGCAAGAAGCCCUAUAAGUGCAGUGAAUGCAGAAAGACCGUCAACUAUCACUCUGUUUUCAUCCAGCCUAACAUGACCCACUAUGGCAAAAAACCCUUCGGAUGCGAAGAGUGUGGGAAAGCCUUUCACUGCAACUUUCCCUUAACGCAGCACAAGGGGAUUCACACUAGAGACAAGCCCCACACGUGCAGGGAUUAGGCAAAGACCUUCCCUUCUGAUUUUAUUUGACCCCGUGAGACCCUCACAGCACAAAAGCCCCAUGUGUGUAAAGAACGUGGGGAAGGUUUUCCCUACAGCUUCUCCCUCACUUCACACAGCAGGAGUCACACUGGAGAGAAGCCCUAUGAGGGCAGUGAGUGUGGAAAGGCCUUUGUCUAA
Messenger RNA from Neogale vison (American mink), 804 nucleotides. RefSeq names its product zinc finger protein 80 (gene ZNF80). The record is from RefSeq and is a predicted model, not a curated record. NCBI's taxonomy places the organism in Eukaryota, Metazoa, Chordata, Mammalia, Carnivora, Mustelidae.